UAAAAAAGGUUUAUUCUCGUUGGAUCCCACACAAUUUGACAAUCGCUCAAAAAAAGGCUCGUGUGGAUUGGUGUACAGAAAUGCUGAAAAAAUACGUUUAUAAGAUCGUCACAGGUGACAAAUCAUGGACCUAUGCAUAUGAGCCCGAAACAAAACAGCAAUCGACCGUGUGGGUCUUCCACGACGAGCCAAAUCUAACGAAAAAAAAACCAUUUUCGUUGAUAAAUAUUCCUAUUUUCAUUAUUAGGCCAGAAAUAUUUAUAGCAGCCCUCGUAUUAUAGUAUGAAAUAGUUCACAAACUAAUGAUCACAUUUAAACACGCGCCAUUUGAAGGUUAGGGCUAUUUAAAAAUCAUACGGAUUUUGCUCUGGUAGCGUCAUCUAUGUGUCAGGACGAGGACUUUUCAAUAGACAUGUUAUAGACUGGCCAUCUCUGGACCAAGGAUUGUAUUAUGUAUCGCUAUGUACGGUUUUAACAAUUCGGUCGGCAGUAGCGUUACUUGAUACUUUGGACAUUUUCGAUCUGAAAACUAACGCUCUUACUUAUAUUUUUAAAAUACAUGUAUAAAUAGGCUAUGAAUAAAGACAAGGAGAACACUAAACGAACAAUUAGCCGCUAAACAAUUCUUAUCACUAACACACAAAGGCAUAGAGGGCAAUGAAAUAGUGGACGAGAUCGCCAAGAACCCAUGCAUUGUCUAUACGACGAUCUGAACAGAAGUAUGGUCAAAAAAAAAACCGAUGCUUGAGCUAGACGGGUGCAAAACUGCAAAAUUCAUGUGCAAAACGUAAAGACUGUAGGAACGUAAUCAGAAUACUAAUUAGUGGCGGCACACGCCGCAAAAUAGGGCUGACAGAUCGUGAAGGCUGCAGAAAAUGUCUAGUGCAAGGCACCAGGGAAACAAUGGAAUAUCAAAGAAUCUGUUAAAAUUCGCGUCAAACGCAGGUAUCCUAAAGAAAGGAAAUCAUAUUAAACUGUCACUACUGGUUUCUCGACGGUCACAUGUAAAUUUUCAGUCUCUGUGGUCGCAUUUCGCUUGCUGGGUUUGCGCUUAUCGAUGUUCUUAAUAUGUGUACGGUAUGCCUUAAAAGUACGAUUUUGAAAUUUGAUUUUCAGCAUUUUCCGCCCAACUUCCCUUAAAAGAAAAAACUGUGUUUGGCCAUUCAAUACAUACGUGUAUAGUAUUUGCGGGAAAUAAUUCGAAGUGAAAUUGGUACGUGGCGUAUACGUAACAUUUUUCAACUGCGAUUUGCAAGUGAGCUUUUAAAAGCUCUAUUGAUUUUCAUUUGAUCACCCAUGAACUCUUAAAAUUGGACGUAUCACUCAAAGCAAACAUUUGAUUGGCGUGACCGUUAUACGCAUAUACCCGUAUGUAUGUAUGUACAAGCAUACAUCUCCUGAACGCAAAUUGAAGGCAAAAUGCACAGAGUUUUACAUUCUUCUGACGAAUGCCGCAAAAUGCAGUUUGGCCUUAAAUAUUCGGCGGCGUUCUACGGACUCUUUUUUAUCAACGUGUGUUUGCUGAAUGCACAGAAUUACGAUUGUCAAGUUUUACUGCAGGACAAGGAUAUUACUAAUACUGACUGGGCGAGCUUGGAGCCCUGCCUAGGUGUGGCCAACAGUGAGGGCAUAUCGCUCAAUACCAGUGAGAAUGUGUGGCGCCUAAUAAAAAUUGCUUUCGAUGGCGUCGAGAAUGUACCGGCGGAGGUGUAUGGCAAGAUACGUUUGGUGCUACCAGCUAUCAGCGUAAUAGAGCUGUCCAACAUCAGCAUGACACGUGUGGAGAUAGUGGAGGCCUUCGGUGGGGUGCACACAUUGAGCAACGACACGAGCAACGGUUUUAACGACGAACAGAUGCAGUUGAUUGCCAGCAAAGUACGUUACGAGUGGCUGGGCAAGGGACCGGACACAUAUUCGGAGUAUGAUUUAAUUUCGAUGGGCGAAAUCGUGUGUCAUCUGAAUGAAAGCGACAUUGAGCGCAUGCAUGCGGAUGCUUUCAAAGCGGCCGCCGAAAGGAUUGGUGGCAUCGAGUCUUGUCCACAAACACAAUUGCAAGCAUAUGCCAAAUUGGCGAUGCGAAAGGAUGCUUUUGGAGAAGUCAAGAAUUGGUCAAAAAUUGAUGUCAGUAUAAUCGGCAACAUUGUUAACGGAUUAACACAAUCUGAACUAGCUGUUAUUGACGAGAAUAAACUAAAGCUUAAUCAUUUCUAUGUACAAAAACAUAGGAAGAAUGGCAAAGGACGAAAUGGAAAAGGAAUUUCCGCAGCUUCUAACUCUAAUCAGACGGGCGUUAAUAAAUCUAACAGCCGCAAAGCAGAAUGAGAAGAAGCAGUAAGUGACAGAAGUUAUGACUUUUUUU
Bactrocera dorsalis (oriental fruit fly) is the source of this 2359-nucleotide messenger RNA. RefSeq lists its product as uncharacterized. The transcript has 4 exons. The coding region runs from base 1420 to 2322 and encodes 300 amino acids. Gene Ontology annotation, cellular component: cell surface. Lineage: Eukaryota; Metazoa; Arthropoda; Insecta; Diptera; Tephritidae. Gene Ontology annotation, biological process: cell-matrix adhesion. The record is from RefSeq and is a predicted model, not a curated record.